AUGGGGCCGCCCCGUUUUGCGAUAAUUGUAUUCACUCGCACCACGCAAUAUCGAUACCAGACGUUUAACGCGAUAAGCGCUCUGCUCAAUAGACGGUCGGAGCACAUAUUGGUCUUGUCACGAAGCACAACAAGAUACUUGGGUUUGGUAUCAUUGGCACCCAUUGCGCACGCGUGGUGGACUUUCCGGGAUGGCCGCCACCGAACUUAUCGUUUCUUCCCGCCGAACCUCGCUAAUUGCGAAGAAGCGCCGUCUCAGUCUUUCGGGCAACUCUGGGAGCAAUCGGUUUAUCAUGCCGGACAGCUAUACAAAGGACCACCGACACUUUAUACCGGCUUUGGGGGCAGCAAUGUGGAUGACCUUGGCCAGAUAUGCUGUGCCGCGUUGACUUGGAAGGGAAAGUCCACACUUUGCCAAAGGACUCGUCAGCAUUGGUCUAUCAACGCUCUCUGA
Messenger RNA from Fomitiporia mediterranea MF3/22, 453 nucleotides. RefSeq lists its product as uncharacterized. NCBI's taxonomy places the organism in Eukaryota, Fungi, Basidiomycota, Agaricomycetes, Hymenochaetales, Hymenochaetaceae. The coding region runs from base 1 to 453 and encodes 150 amino acids. The transcript has 2 exons. The record is from RefSeq and is a predicted model, not a curated record.